Molecule: messenger RNA, 885 nt
Organism: Diceros bicornis minor
Lineage: Eukaryota; Metazoa; Chordata; Mammalia; Perissodactyla; Rhinocerotidae
Gene: LRRC38
Product: leucine rich repeat containing 38
Exons: 2
Coding region: 1-885 (294 amino acids)
Cellular component (GO): voltage-gated potassium channel complex
Molecular function (GO): voltage-gated potassium channel activity; potassium channel activator activity; transmembrane transporter binding
Source: RefSeq, a predicted model, not a curated record
AUGCGCCCCCGCGCCGCCCCCCGCGCCGCCGCCGCGCUCGGGUUCUGCAGCCUCCUGCUGCUGCUCGGGCCGGGGCACGCGUGCCCCGCGGGCUGCACCUGCACCGACCCGCACACCGUGGACUGCCGCGACCGCGGGCUGCCCAGCGUGCCCGACCCCUUCCCCCUGGACGUGCGCAAGCUGCUGGUGGCCGGCAACCGCAUCCAACACAUCCCCGAGGACUUCUUCAUUUUCUACGGCGACCUGGUCUACCUGGACUUCAGGAACAACUCGCUGCGCUCGCUGGAGGAGGGCACGUUCAGCGGCUCGGCCAAGCUCGCCUUCCUCGACCUCAGCUACAACAACCUGACCCAGCUGGGCGCCGGCGCCUUCCGCUCCGCCGGGAGGCUGGUCAGGCUGAGCCUGGCCAACAACAACCUGGCGGGCGUGCACGAGGCCGCCUUUGAGACCCUGGAGUCGCUGCAGGUGCUGGAACUCAACGGCAACAACCUGCGCAGCCUCAGCGUGGCCGCCCUGGCCGCGCUGCCCGCGCUGCGCACUCUGCGCCUGGACGGGAACCCCUGGCUCUGCGACUGCGACUUCGCCCACCUCUUCUCUUGGAUCCAGGAGAACGCGUCCAAGCUGCCCAAAGGCCUUGACGAAAUCCAGUGCUCCCUGCCCGUGGAGAACAGGAGGGUGUUCCUGCACGAGCUGUCGGAGGCCAGCUUCAGCGAGUGCAGGUUCAGCCUCUCGCUCACAGACCUCUUCAUCAUCAUCUUCUCCGGCGUGGCCGUGUCCAUCGCUGCCAUCAUCUCCAGCUUCUUUCUGGCCACCGUGGUGCAGUGCUUCCAGAGGUGCACCCCCAACAAAGACCCCGAGGACGAAGACGAGGAUGAGGAUGACUGA